Messenger RNA from Cylicocyclus nassatus, 288 nucleotides. The record is from the annotation of a GenBank genome assembly. Lineage: Eukaryota; Metazoa; Nematoda; Chromadorea; Rhabditida; Strongylidae.
AUGGAACGGUUGCGAGAAACGAUAGUGAUUUUUACUUCACUAUUAUCCAGUCUGGAAGCAAGUGGUAAUAGAUGUUACGUAUGUACAACAAUUGACGCAAACGCUAUGUUAAAAGAAAUUGCCGAUCCGAAUUGGUUACGAUGGCUUGAAAAUGUUCGAUAUGCACCUUAUUCUGAACAGUGUGCGGAUAGCUUUAAGGUUGAUCUGGCGCUGAGAGGUGGAGUGAAGAAUCAUGAGUGCGUACAAGGAACAUGCAUGAAAAUGGUAAUACAGCAGAAGAAUGGUUAG